Messenger RNA from Drosophila virilis, 2763 nucleotides. RefSeq lists its product as uncharacterized. NCBI's taxonomy places the organism in Eukaryota, Metazoa, Arthropoda, Insecta, Diptera, Drosophilidae. The record is from RefSeq and is a predicted model, not a curated record. Gene Ontology annotation, biological process: phosphatidylserine exposure on apoptotic cell surface; engulfment of apoptotic cell; apoptotic process involved in development. Gene Ontology annotation, cellular component: plasma membrane.
UUCACAUUGUAAAAUUUACAAGUAAGUUUUAAAGUUAAUACCUUGCUUAAGCAACAAUUGAAGUAGCCGCGAGAAGAUGACGAGAAAAGAAGUUUAAAAGUUUAUAUUCUUAAUCAGAUUGUUCCUAUAUCGGUCAUAUAACAGUCAGAAGAUAUCUUUAAAAAAAGUUCUUCCAUUUAAAAACUAAUAUUUCGACUUAUACUUCCUAUAUAAUAUAUAAGUCCGAUAUUAAUAAGAUGUGUUCAUUUAAAAAUGGAGAACAUAAUUUUCGAUCUAUAAUUCCUAUGAGCAUUAAGAGAUAUAGGAGUCAUACGCAAUGUUUUAAUAGGAUAGAUUUAAGACUAUGAGAUAGACAAAGCAAAGGGUAUAAAUAAGCCUAGAAGUAAAUAUUAGAUUCGAUCCAGUCAAUAUCUGCUCCGAACGCUACUCGCUUCGCUUCUCUCGGCGCUCUGGUGGAUCUGUGAGAGCGUAGACUUGGGCACGUAAACAUAAACAAACCUUGGCGGGGUUUCAAACACGCGACCAACUCAACUUGUUUAUCUAAUCUACACGCCCAUUGAUAAGCGAGCCGAAAGAGCGACGCUUACUCAUAGAUCCGUAGUAUCAUCAGGAAUUUUGCAAUCGAAGCAUGUGAAGAGCAGCUGCGCACUAAGAAGAGUUAUUAAAAGGAACACAAUACUGGACAUGAGCGUGGAGGUGGGUCAUGCGGCCAGUCCGCCUGGUCAUAUACUUGGCUAUGCGAUACGCAGCCAUACGCGCAUCUAUGUCUCCUACAUAAUCCCCACCUGCUUGGCGCUGUUGGUCUACAUGCUGCAGACGUCCACAGACUUGGCCUUGAGCUAUCAGCAUUUCCGGCAGCAUGAGCCCGGCUACGGAGCCGGUACACUAAUACUGGUGCUAGUGCCGCCGCUGCUCACCUGCGUUCUGGUGCUCAGCUCCAGGGAGCAGCGCAGCAGCGCCAGCGAUGCCAGUCGCAAUCAAUUUGUUGUCUGCAGCCUGGGACUGUUGCAGCUGUUGCUCUUUCCAGUCGCCGUGCUUUACAGGUUCACCAAGCGCCUGUUUUGGUCCGUUGAGGCGCUUUUCCAUGCCGACGACGAUGUGGAACGCAUGAAGUGCCUGACCAAGGCGACGCAAACCUCCAGCAUAGAGCUGUACCUGCUGAUCCAGGCCUACGCGCAGGCGGCGCCACAAAUUAUACUGCAGAUGUACCAUAUGCUCGCCCAGGACAUCUUUCGCAACUAUGAGACGUCCGCCUUGCAGGGUAUGUGCCUUGUAUUCGCCGCCAUAGAUCUGGCCGGGAUUACCACCAGCUAUCAUCGCAUCGAGAGCCAGCGACGCGUGGGUCGUAACUAUCCCUGGGCAACGGCGCAGCAGGUGGAGGCACAGCGCUGUCGGCUGGAGCAGAACGAGCGGCUGUGCGGCGAGGUUGAGCGCAGGAAACGCGAAUCGGAGCGCACGCUGGCAACAAGCUUUCCGCAGUCAGAGAAGAUCAUGCAGAAUUUUCAUGCAAGACAGAUGGACAGCCAGAUUGGCAGCCAUGAGCUACACAUAAGCGGAUUUGAUGAGGUGGAUAACGAUGGCAUGGAGACGCUGGAAACCAAAGCUCUGCUGCACUCGCCCACAACAGCUGCCGGCAACAUCACGGAUGAUGAUAAGAUAUAUCAGGCCAGGCCCAAAUUGCAGCUGCGACGCGAAGAGCUCAACCAUCUGGAUAGCAUCGAGGUGCUGGACACAGUGCCUGAAACACCAGCACCUCCGCCGCCGCCUGCCACGGCGCCGCCAGCGCUGCCCAUGCUGCGGCUGCCCACAGAUAAUAGUCCGCCCACGGCCGCACCAGAUCUGCGACGCACUGUGUCGGAUACUGAACAUAGACGCAGCCGACUCGUGACGCGUCCACUCUCCCAGCUGGAGACGUUCAAGGAUAUGCUGCUGGUCAAUGCCCAGCUUUAUAUCAAGGAGCACGUGCCGCGGCCGCCCAAAGUGCUGAUGGGACGCGUCAAUGAGGAGCCCAGCGAUGAUCGCACUCCAUUGGUGCUGGCACAGACGCCAAAGGGCACACCUGUUACGCCCAAGGAUGUGGUGGACUUCUACUUUCCGCGGCCCACAAAGAUUGUCAAUGGCAUACAGCAGGAUGACUUUGCGGGCAAAACGGUUGCGUUCUUCGGUUGGAUAGCGUUCAUCACAAUGCGCAUGCUCUCGCUGGCCACGUUCUGUGUAUUUUAUCCGCGCGCCUUUUUCAUCAUUGUGGGCGUGCACUAUGCCCUCAUGCUGGCCGCCUUGGCGCUAGAGACACGUUGCCGCGGCAGCUGGAGCCGUUCGUUGUUCUAUCUGUUGCUCGGAUACAUCUAUAUUUUUGUGCUGCUCGAGUUCCGUGUGUGCUUCAAGAGCGUAAGGAGAUGGUAUGUCUGCUACCUGGUGCUCAUACUGGUGGAGAACAUAACGAUGUCAGCGAUUUGGUAUGCCAACGAACAGUUCGAGUCCUGGUGGUUCGGCUUCAUUUGGGAGUGGAUCGUCUACAGCGGCAUCUUGUUUCUGGCCACGAUCGUGGUCUACUACUGUAUACUGCGUCCCAAGGAUGUCACGCUCAUCGUGGAGGACGAGCCAGCAGCCCAAGGGGAUCAAUCAGAGCAAGCGCCGGUUGCUUAGCUGCGCCGUUGCCAGGCUCCGAAUAUGUUUGGCCUGACACAGCAGUCGGUCAAGCACUUUUCAUUGUCGCAUAUUAGCUCGUAUAACACAAUAAUAAAUUAUUUUCGUUACCAUUUA